Phaeoacremonium minimum UCRPA7 is the source of this 2007-nucleotide messenger RNA. Its product is annotated as putative ste ste20 ysk protein kinase protein. The transcript has a single exon. Lineage: Eukaryota; Fungi; Ascomycota; Sordariomycetes; Togniniales; Togniniaceae. The record is from RefSeq and is a predicted model, not a curated record. Gene Ontology annotation, biological process: protein phosphorylation. Bases 1 to 2007 code for a protein of 668 amino acids. Gene Ontology annotation, molecular function: ATP binding; protein kinase activity.
AUGUGGAUGGUUACCGAAUACUGCGCUGGAGGCAGUGUGGCGACAUUGAUGAAGCCCACGGCACCAGGAGGGCUUCAGGAAAAAUGGAUCAUCCCGAUUCUGCGAGAAGUUGCCGAGGCCGUAUAUUGGGUUCACAAGCAGGGAAUUAUUCACCGCGAUAUCAAGUGUGCAAACGUUCUCAUCACAGAAACCGGCGAGGUUCAGCUAUGCGACUUUGGAGUAUCGGGAGUGAUCGAGACAAAGUUCGACAAACGAUCUACUUUUAUCGGAACACCACACUGGAUGGCCCCUGAGCUGUUCGAUCAGUCGGCUUCAUACGGUACCGAAGUUGAUAUCUGGGCUUUUGGCUCUAUGGUCUUCGAGAUUGCAUCGGGCCUUCCCCCAAACGUCUUUGCUGGUGUCGAUGUUACGCAACUUGGGAGCUACAUCAAGCAACAUACACCUCGUCUCGAAGGAGACAAAUACUCUGAACCUCUGAAAGACCUAGUUUCAUUUUGUCUUGUAGAGGAUCCAAAUUCUAGGCCUACUAUUGAGGAAGUUCAGCGUCAUCCAUACAUAUUCAACACAAGUGCCGCAUAUCCAACAUCUUCUUUGGCCAUGCUUGUCAAAGCUUUCAAGGUCUGGGAGGCUCAGGGAGGAAGUAGAAAGUCUUUAUUCGCAUUUGGAGGCGCCAUGGGACCUUCAGACUCAGACUUGUCAUCAACCUCAUUAGCAAAUGAUGAGUGGAAUUUCAGCACCACGGUGGACUUUGAUCAGCGAGUGAUGAACAACACAGAUGCACAGGCUGUGUAUGAUGUGUAUGGGGCCAACAUAGAUUUCGCUUCGGACGCGGAUGAUGAGUUCAUACGCCCGACUAAGCCGAAGUCCCGUCGUCGACCGCCUCCUCAACUGCCUGUAAUGAGGGCACCAUUGGAGAAAGUGUUCGAUCCUAACACAAUAUCGAAUUACGAGGAGAAUGCUAGAGCUUACUACGGAAAGCCUAUUCCCCCCCCUCAGUCUGAUCUUCCUUUAAGAGAUGACUCGUACCACGCAACGUUGAGAGAAUCCUUGAUCGACCUAGAUGCAUCACUUCAUGGCAGUGAGCUUUCUCGAUUUGUCGACAUGGAUACGAUCAGAGGUCCGCGCCAAUCUACGGACUAUGACAUUUCGGACGUCCAAGACUUCGCUAGACCUCCGAACAGUGAUCCCGAGACUCUUCAAAACAACCGGAAAACACAAGAGUGGAAGUUUCCGUCAAUGGCACCUCCGGCAUCCGCCAAUCCUGAAGUGUCCCGAUUUCCCUUCAACGAAGAUAGUUUCUCUAGCAAUCCCGGAUCUGCUAACCGACCGCCACUGCUGCACCACCCCACGGACCCCGUCGGCCUCCCUUCCCAGGGUUAUGAUCUGAUGGUGCCGCGGGUACAAGACAACCGUGCCUCCAUGAGCAGUUUGAUCGAUCUCGAUGAGUCUCUGGCAGACACUGGACCAGGAGAGUUCACGCGGCCGUCCACGGCCAACUCUGAUGUGGCUUCUGUCACCGGAUCAGAUCUCGGUGCCUUCGAUCUAGAACGCCAUGCGUCCCUCUAUCAACCACUUCCGCCGAGCAAUCGGGAGCCAUCAAUCUAUGUCUCUGACGAUAGUGACUUUGCAAGAAUCGCCGGGCCACCUGCACCAAUGGGUGGUGGAAUCCCAGCAACUCGGGACGAUCGUCGACUGACCGGACAGUUUUUAGAUGAUAGCGACCUCUAUACUGGAAGUGAAUACGGAGGCUCAGAAUACAUGGCUUCCGAUAGCCAGUCGUCUACCAUGCGCUCGUCCAGCUUGGACACAAGCCAGGGCCUCCCACCAAUUCCAGGCCCGCCUUCGCAGAAUGUUAUGCUAGGGACGGCUAGUCGCGAUGAGGUCCGAGACGAAUUCAUGAGGAUGCUGGAGGGGAUGAACAACCAUCUUAGCAUCACCGGCGAAUAUGUCGCCAGCUUGCCAGUGCGCCGAGCUGGCACGACACGUCAGGAGAUGGCGCAGGACUGA